Molecule: messenger RNA, 1432 nt
Organism: Argentina anserina (silverweed cinquefoil)
Lineage: Eukaryota; Viridiplantae; Streptophyta; Magnoliopsida; Rosales; Rosaceae
Product: probable protein phosphatase 2C 25
Exons: 4
Coding region: 45-1196 (383 amino acids)
Biological process (GO): peptidyl-threonine dephosphorylation
Molecular function (GO): cation binding; protein serine/threonine phosphatase activity
Source: RefSeq, a predicted model, not a curated record
CCGAAGAAGAACAACAAGCACAAAACUCGGAAACACUUCACGACAUGUCGUGCUCCGUCGCAGUCUCGAACUCGCCGGUAUUUUCACCGCCGCCGUCUCUAUUCUGCAACAAGACCUCCAUGAUCACCUCCACCCCCGAAGCCCUUAACCUAGCUCACCUGAAACAGCAACCGCCACAGCAAUCUUCGUCCUCGCCGAACUCAGCUCCGCCGUCGCCGUCUUCGCCGUUCCGGCUACGGAUUCCUAAGUCUCUGAGCACUCUGUCGGCCGCAGUUUCGGGAUCGUCGUCUCCGCUGACGCAAUUGAAGAGGAAGCGCCCGGCGAAGCUUUGCAUUCCGAUUGCGUCGACUGGAUUUGGAGCUGCUCCGGCGACGCCGUGUGCGGCGGUGUGGAGAGAGAUGGUGGAGGAAGAUAGAGAAGGGUACUACUCUGUGUAUUGUAAGAAAGGUAGGAGAGAGGCUUUGGAGGAUCGAUACUCAGCGUCUCUUAAUCUUCAAGGUGAUCCCAAACAGGCGUUUUUUGGUGUAUUUGAUGGGCAUGGAGGGGCAAAAGCUGCGGAAUUCGCAGCUCAGAACUUGGGAAAGAACAUUUUAGAUGAAGUUGUGAGGAGAAAUGAUGAUGAUAAAUUUAAGGAAUCUGUCAAGUUUGGUUACAUGAAGACAGAUUCUGAAUUUCUUAAAGAGGAUGUAGCCGGUGGAUCAUGCUGUGUGACAGCUUUGAUCAGGAACGGAACCCUUGUUGUGUCCAAUGCUGGUGAUUGCCGCGCUGUAAUGAGCAGAGGAGGUGCUGCGGAGGCACUGACAUCUGACCAUCGACCGGCAAGAGAAGAUGAAAAGACCAGAAUUGAGAACUUGGGUGGCUAUGUUGAUAUGUGCCAUGGUACAUGGAGAAUCCAGGGAUGCCUAGCUGUAUCUAGAGGAAUUGGAGAUGCGCACCUUAAAAAGUAUGUAACAGCAGAGCCAGAGAGUCAAGUCCUUCGACUCGGACCAGAGCAUGAGUUCAUAAUCUUGGCUUCAGAUGGAUUAUGGGAUAAGGUUAGCCACCAAGAAGCUGUGGAUAUUGUUCGACCUUCAUGCUUAGGCAUUGAUCGAAAACAACCUCUAUUGGCAUGUAAAAAGCUGGUAGAUUUGUCUGCAUCACGAGGCUCCCGCGAUGAUAUUAGUGUGAUGGUUGUCCAAUUGGGGAGCUACAUGUGAUUUUCCGGCACCAUUCAUCUGCCAGGGAAUUUUAGCAUCAGUCAGAUAUCUAACACACAGGCUGACAAGAAGUUUAGGCAAGAAACUGCAAUUGGUGUAGGCAGAUUAAUGCUAAAUUAUUGACUGUAGAGGCAUUCUUUCUAAAUCACCCAUUGACGGGAGAUUGAUAUGUUGAUUAACUUGAUUCUCUUGUUAUAAUUUAUCUCCUAUUGAAUGAGAAUACAUAUUACAUAGAA